GCAAAUCAAGGGGAGCGGGGGCUGAGCCAGGCGCAGAGCGGGCGCUGGGCCGGAGGGGCCCCGGGGACCUUCCGGGCAUCUGGGCGUAGGCCUUCAGCCAGCCUCGGCAAGCCUCCAGGUUGUUGAACUGCCCCUGGUGGAGUUUGACAGUUGAGAGCCGAGAGGCUUGAGGGUGUUCGGGAGCCCCAAAGAGAACAGGAUGGGAAACCGAGUCCUAGACAAGCGAAGUAAGCUGCUGAUUCCUUCACCUAGUCAGGCAGGGCCAGGGCCAGUCUAGGGCUCUUGUCCACCGCACUCCAGGUCUUCCCCAGGCCGCCUGCACCCUGGGCAGGCAGGACGCUGAGUGGUGCGCGAGGAGGCUGCCUCCCUUCCCCAGCCUCCGAGCAGGUGCUGCGGGCAGCCACAGCGACCCUCUCAAACCUGGCUUCCUCCAGGCGCCGGGCUCUCCUUGAGGAGACUGCCUCUAGAGAUGUCCUUCCUGGCAACCAGGCUCCCAAGUGAGGGUAGCGGGCAGGCGGGAACAUAGGGGCGCCCUCAGCGCCUCGCAUUCCCCCUCCCCCCACCCCCUGGAUGGGGCUGGGGCGCAUGUCAUUCAGGGUGGCUGUGUUGGAGAGGAGUUAGGACGUCUGAACUUUCCUGAUGAGUGCAAAAAUCCGCUGCCCGCCCUGUGCUCAACGCGUUCAUUCUGUCUGUGGCUCCAAUUCCCUAUGCUGACUCAGUGCUUCCUCUCCAGCACCUCGGAGCAAAAGAUUGUGGCCUCCAAGAAAGCAAGCAAGAUUAAGGGGCCCUCUGCGGACUCUCACUUCCCAGGGAAAUUUAGAAACUCAGGGUGAGAGGAAUAGCUAGAGGGGAAACAUGGUCCAUGAAAUGCUAGCAUUUAAUUCUCAUAACAACCCUAUGAGGUGUAUUAUCCCCAUUUUAAAUGUGAGGAAAUGAAGCUCGGCACACUGAGUACCUUGUCCUGGGUCACACAGCUAGAAAUGGCAGACAGAAUUUGCAUUCAAAUUUGUCGAAUUUGUCUAACUCUGAAACUUGAUCUCAGGUGACUGUGAAGGGCUUAUGAUUUAAGUAGAUAAAACUGCCUUCCUCAAGAUUCCAAGAUUGUAUCAUAUACCUAGUUUCAGCUGGAAUGUCUGUUUCAAGUGCCUUCUAUGUAUCAGAAACUUGAUAGGUACGUUUAGUGGGAAACCAGAGUCCCAUUAUGGAGGGGGCAGGGUGGGGGGAGAGUUAUCAUGUUGGAUUCUGCCUGUUGUUAAGCUUUCUGGAAGUUGAAAUAGCGUUCACAAAAAUAUCAGAAAAGGAGACCACAUCCUGCCUCAUGUGUGGGUAGGAAGAGUGCAGAGGACUUGAUAAACCCUUAUCUGGGAAGACCUUCCUUUCAUUUGGGGUGUCUGGCAAGAUACAAAAAUGGGUGAAGCCAUGGUCCUCUCCACUCCCCCUCCCAUCUCCGGGCAAAAGAUGAAAAAGGAGGAUUCCCAGCGUCUAUGGAAGAAAUAGCACUUUCCACAGUGUCUUCAUGGCAUUUAUUCUUUUAACAAAUAUAUAUAUUGUCUAUAUGCCCAGCAUUGUUCUAGGUACUGGGGACAUGGUGGUGAAUCAAAGUUAUAUAGUUCAUGCUCUCAGAGAGUUUAUAUGCUGGUGGGGAGAGGCAGGAAAUGAAUAAGAAUAUAUCCUGUAGUUAGUACAAUUGAGAGAGAGAUUUGGGUGGUCAGGGAAGCCCUCUCUAAAGAGAUGACAUUUAGGCUUCAGCCUGAAUGGCAAGGAGUCAGCUCUUGCAAAGACCGGGAGGAAGAGCCUUCCAGACAGAAGGGACAGGAAGUGCAAAGGCCCUGAGGCAGCAACAGAAAAGGUCAUUUUGAGUAACAAGAAGGAGGAGGCUACCAUGGUAGAGCUAUCUGAAGUGAGGUGGGAAAGGGAGUGGGAGCUGAUUGUGUGGGUGCCUGUAGGCAGUAUGGGAAGGACUUGGAGUUUUAUUCAAACUGUAAUGGCAAGCUGUUAGAGGGUUUUAAGCAGAGAUGAGGCACAAUCUGAUUUAUCUUAUGAAAAGAUCAGUUGGGCUGCUGGACGGAGAGUGGAUAGUAGGGAACGAGAGUAGAAGCAGAGAAGCCACUCAGGAGGCUCUCACUGAUAGAUUAGACAGGGGAAUUGGGAAAGAGUAAUCAAGGAUGACUCCUAGGUUUGUGGUCUGAGCUGCUGAGUGGACAUUGGAGCUAUUUAAUGCAAUGGGGACGACAGGGUUAAGAGGUUAAGACAAUGGGAUGGAAAUCAGGAGCUGUGUUUUGACCAUGCUAAGCUGAAAUGCCUGUUUGGCAACCAUGUGGGGCUGUGAGUAGACAGUUUAAUUUGAGUCUGGAGUUCACUGGGUAGCUUAGGGAUAUAUAUAUAUAGGGAUAUACACACACACACACAUAUAUUUGGGGUCAUAAGCAUUACUUCAUUUUAGUGGUGGGUUGGUAAACAGUCUCUCCAGAAAAACAAAACUCUGAUUUUUGCUGUUUACUGAUUUCUCUGGUGUAAAUACUCUCACCAUGGCCGAUUUCAGGCUGCCAGUAACCACUGGCUUGCAAAAGUCCCGAAUAUUUAACCAUCAGCUCCUGGAGCCAUUGCCUCAUUUGCUCAUCAAAACAUCCGGCACAUAUAUACAAUGGAAUAUUACUCAGCCAUAAAAAGAAACAAAAUUGAGUUAUUUGUAGUGAGGUGGAUGGACCUAGAGUCUGUCAUACAGAGUGAAGUAAGUCAGAAAGAGAAAGACAAAUACCGUAUGCUAACACAUAUAUAUGGAAUCUAAGAAAAAAAAAUGUCAUGAAGAACCUAGGGGUAAGACAGGAAUAAAGACACAGACCUACUAGAGAAUGGACUGGAGGAUAUGGGGAGGGGGAAGGAUAAGCUGUGACAAAGUGAGAGAGUGGCAUGGACAUAUAUACACUACCAAAUGUAAAAUUGAUAGCUAGUGGGAAGCAGCCACAUAGCACAGGGAGAUCAGCUCCGUGCUUUGUGACUGCCUGGAGGGGUGGGAUAGGGAGGGUGGGAGGGAGGGAGACGCAAGAGGGAAGAGAUGUGGGAACAUAUGUAUAUGUAUAACUGAUUCACUUUGUUAUAAAGCAGAAACUAACACACUAUUGUAAAGCAAUUAUACUCCAAUAAAGAUGUAAAAAAAAAAAAUCCCUUGAAGUUGGCAGGAAUAUCCAUUUGACAGAUGAGGCUUAGAGAGAUAAAGUGAUUUAUUCGAAGUCCACACAGGAAGCUGGUGGCAAAUUUAGGGGCCUCCUAACCCCCAGUUCACUCUGGCUUGCUGACUUGGAGAAUAAAACAGACUGCAGCAGGAAGCACUGUGGGGAAAUAUAAGGAAGAACUUCUCCCUGGAAAUGCUUAGAGGUCAUGGUUUAGGAUUUUUUUUUUUUCCUUUUUCUGUCUCACUUCCUUUUAAGAUGAUUUGGGACAAAUUAGGACUGAGAGGUUGCUGGAAAAGCCUUCAAGACAUAGGGACCUCAGGAUGCUUUUGGAAGUCAGGGGGCUGGAGGGAGCUGUUGUGUGUCUGUGGGGGCUUAGCUCCUGUGUCUCCCCCAGGACAGCGGAGCUGGUCGCCUCUCAUUCUGUACGAAGGUGUGCUACGGCAUUGGAGGGGUCCCCAACCAGGUGGCCUCCAGCGCCAUAGCCUUUUACCUGCAACUUUUCCUGCUCGAUGUGGCCCAGAUCCCUGCUGCCCAGGUGUCACUUGUCCUGUUUGGAGGGAAGGUGUCUGGGGCAGCUGCCGACCCUUUGGCUGGGUUCUUCAUCAACAGAAGCAGGAGGACAGGGUCUGGACGACUCAUGCCCUGGGUGCUGGGCUGCACGCCGUUCAUUGCCUUGGCCUCCUUCUUCCUGUGGUUCCUGCCCCCCUUCACCAGCCUGCGCGGCCUCUGGUACACAGCCCUCUACUCCCUGUUCCAGGCCCUGGCAACGCCCCAGGGAGCGGGACUCGGCCACUGUGUACCGGAUGACCUUGGAGAUGGCAGGGACGCUGAUGGGAGCCACUGUCCAUGGACUCAUCGUGUCUGGUGCCCACGGGUCCCACAGGUGCAAGGAGACUGCGCUCCCAGGACAAGUGGCUGUUUCCCCCAACGCGACUCGUCUCUACUCCAUUGCAGCCACUGUGGUUGCUGUGACUUACCCCGUGUGCAGUAGUUUGCUCUGCCUGGGGGUGAAGGAGCGACCAGAUGCUUCCGCCCGAGCCUCCGGCCAGGGCCUGAGCUUCCUGGCUGGGCUGCGGCUCACAGUGCGGCACCCGCCCUACCUGAAGCUGGUCAUCUCCUUCCUGUUCAUCUCGGCAGCCGUUCAGGUGGAGCAGAGCUACCUGGUCCUGUUCUGUGCACACGCCUCCCGGCUACAUGACCAUGUGCAGAGCCUGGUGCUAACCAUCCUGGUCUCGGCAGUGCUGAGCACCCCGAUGUGGGAGUGGGUUCUGCAGCGAUUUGGGAAGAGGAUGUCGGCCUUCGGGAUCUUUGGGAUGGUGCCAUUUGCAAUCCUGCUGGCUGCUAUGCCCACAGCACCCGUGGCAUACGUCGUGGCCUUUGUAUCUGGCGUGAGCAUUGCCGUGUCCUUGCUGCUACCCUGGUCCAUGCUUCCAGAUGUGGUGGAUGAAUUCCAGCUGCAGCACCAGCACGGCCCAGGGCUGGAGACCAUCUUCUACUCAUCCUAUGUCUUCUUCACCAAGCUUUCAGGAGGACCAGCUACAGCCUCGCUUGAAUUUGAGACUCCUGUGAGCUGGAAUGGCCGGAGCAGCGUCUUCUGGGCUCCAAGUCCCCCUUCUCAGCCCUUCGGCACCCCUGCUUCACAGUUUACACACGACCCAUCUUUUCCCCUGGGAUAUGGCAUCUUCGGUGACUCUCCUGAAGGGAGUGGCCUGGGCUCCGGGACCCCCGCCUGUCAUGUCUUGCCUGUUGACUGCAGGACAUCUCAGAUAGGCCUGUGCCCCUGACUGCCCAGCUCCAGGCAACCUGUGACCUGGAAAGCAUACCAGUAGCAACUAUUCCUGGAAAAAGGAAGCCCCUACCAGCUUGGUCUGCAGACUUCCUGUGGGAGCACCAGGCCCACCAACCUGCUUGGAUGGCAAAGCUACCUGACAGGACAGACACACAGAACUCAUUUCCCCUGAUGUUCCACUGGAUGUCUGAGAGAGGCUGACAGCACGUGAGUGGGCAGAGUGGGGACAGAUGGACAUGCUGGGAUGUCCAAUUAGGAGAGAGACAGAUGCAGCGAGGCCAGCAGACCCCAGAGGGAGCGAAUGGCGCCAGUGGUGGGGAUAGACUGAGCGAGACAUGAGGUGUUUCCUUCCCUUUGUACAGCUAAGUUGAUGACACUGUUUCUAGAAGUGGACAUUGACGGAUGUUGAGCCACCGAGGACCCAUCAUUUUUAUGAACAAAAGUUAUUUUUGCGGAAAUAUUUUUCUGAAAGUUUAUCUUUUUUUUUCUGGCUGUGCCUCACCACCUGCGGGAUCUUAGUUUCCCGACCAGGGAUGGAACCCAUGCCCCCUGCAGUGGAAGUGCGGAGUCUUAACCACUGGGCGGCCAGGGAAGUCCCCUGAAAGUUUAUCUUAUAAAAGCACAGGAACCACCGUUUUCUAGAGGACAUGUCUUCGGGAAGGAAAGAUCCACUGAGAUUUAUUUUUUCAGAAACAAAUUAAAGGGUUUAUCUUCUACUGAGUCUGUAAAA
Messenger RNA from Orcinus orca (killer whale), 5692 nucleotides. It is a transcript of the gene MFSD2B, whose product is annotated as MFSD2 lysolipid transporter B, sphingolipid. Gene Ontology annotation, cellular component: membrane. Gene Ontology annotation, molecular function: symporter activity; sphingolipid intramembrane carrier activity. Gene Ontology annotation, biological process: carbohydrate transport. The transcript is spliced from 12 exons. The record is from RefSeq and is a predicted model, not a curated record. Bases 3683 to 4957 code for a protein of 424 amino acids. NCBI's taxonomy places the organism in Eukaryota, Metazoa, Chordata, Mammalia, Artiodactyla, Delphinidae.